AUGGAGGCAUUGACAUCACCACCGAGGAUGUUAGCGAGACGCCCAUUCCUCAGCUGCAUUCCCAGAUCACGCUGGGCAAUGCCCUCGGAAAGCAGCAGAGAGCCCGAUGCUUCCUGGCCAGCAGAGCAGGAGGACUCCUCCUCUAGCACCGCGGCGGUCGACAGCGACGAGGAAGCAGAGGAACACGAGGAGGAAAUGCAAGAGAUUGUUCGGCCGCGCAUCACGCACGAGAGCGAGCCAAGGGUGCGGUUCACGCAGAAGUUCAAAAAGUCCCGGAUCCGGUGGUCUGACGAUGGUCGGCGGGUCUACGUCGACGAGGAUGGAAUCGAGUUCAAGCCUUACACAGGACUCAACGCAGGAAGUUCAGCGCGCAGAGACGGGACCCCGAAGGUGAGGCCCAAAGCGCUGGAGGUUGAAAUCUCGGAGGAGAAUGUCGACCAAGAAGAGAUCAUCUUCGGCAAGCGGCUUCAGUUCGGUUCUUUGGGCAUCACCUCGAAGCCGCUCUUGAAUGCUUUGACAAGCCUGGGCUACGUGUAUUCCACCUGCGUUCAGGCCGCUGCCAUCCCGUCCGUCCUCUCUGAAGACCGCCGCGCCGUCAUCAUUAGCUCGGAGACUGGCUCAGGGAAGACCCUGGCCUACCUGGUGCCGGCGUUUGAGCUAAUCCUCUCGCUGCCACCCCGUCAGAGUGAUGAUCGUCAUCCCACUGUUCUCGUCCUGGUGCCCAGCCUGGAGUUGGGAGUCCAG
This is a messenger RNA of Symbiodinium sp. CCMP2456, 744 nucleotides long. NCBI's taxonomy places the organism in Eukaryota, Dinophyceae, Suessiales, Symbiodiniaceae. The record is from the annotation of a GenBank genome assembly.